AUGGUAGAUAUUCAAAUGGAGGCAAGUAAUAAUAGGAAGCGUAGAAAGGAACAGCAAGACAGUAAGAAUAAUAAUAAUCAAUUGCGUGUUUCGAGCACUCCACGCACGCGUUCGCAGGUAUCCCCAGACUGGACUACUAAAGAAGCACUCAUUCUAGUGAAUGAGAUUGCUAAUGUUGAAAAAGAUUGUUCGAAAGCUGUAUCGACUUACCAGAAAUGGAAGAUCAUUGUCGAUAACUGCAUUGCACUGGAUGUUGCACGUAAUUUGAAUCAGUGUCGGAGUAAGUGGAACUCUUUGGUUACUGAGUACAACCAGAUUAAGAACUGGGAUAAGGAGUCCGAGUCGCGGAGUGACUUUUACUGGUCUUUGGAUUGUGAAAGGAGAAAGGAGUUCGGACUUCCUGAGAAUUUUGAUGAUGAGCUGUUCAAAGCUAUUGAUGAUUAUAUAUGGGGCCAGAAGGAACACCCAGAUACAGAUCCAGAUACCGACCCUGAAAAGGGUGACUUGCUUGAUGUAAUAGCAAACCUGGGGGCCAAGAAACAAAGGCGGCGGUCAACGUCUCUGAAAACCCAUAUGGAAGAAAAGACUCACAAAUGCUGCAGAGAGGGUAACUCUCACACAAUCCAUGCAGAAGAGGAACCUCAGGAAAGAUGUGUGGAAGAAAAUCCUCAGAUAUACUUCUCAGUGGAAAAGCCUCAGAGAGUGCAUGUUGAAGAAGAACAUCAGGAAAGUCAGGUGCAAGAAAACACUCAGACAUACUGUGCUGAGGGAAAGAUUCAGACAAUCCAUGCAGAAGAGGGAUGUGAGGAAAGCCCUGCGGAAGAGCACCCUCAGUCAUACUGCUCAAAGGAAAAGCCUCAGACAAUCCAUGUAGAAGAGGAAACUGAGGAAAGAUACUUGGAAGAAAAUCAUCAGACAUGCUGUACAAAGGAAAAGCCUUGGUCAGUCCCUGCAGAAGAGGAACUUCAGGAAAGUCGAGUGGAAGAAAAGCCUCAGAAACGUUGUAGAAAAGAAAAACCUCAACAUGGCCAUGGGGAUGAAAAGCCUAAAAUCCGUCGUGGACGUAAAAAGAAAAUGCCCAGCGCAGAAGAGAUGGAGCAAGAGAUGGUGGAAAAACUUUGUGGGAAUGCUGAAAUGAUCCAUGCUGUAGUUAAUGGCAACCUUCCUGAGAUGGCAGACCUCGAAGCUGGUGAUUCAAAGAAUAUCCAGGGCUUCAAAACUGAUUUUAUAAGAAGUCAAGGGGACAAGCUUAUUGCAUGCCUUGAAAAUAUUGUCAACUGUAUUAGCCAGUUCCCUGGUCUUCUCCAAGAAUGUGACUAG
Molecule: messenger RNA, 1320 nt
Organism: Dovyalis caffra
Lineage: Eukaryota; Viridiplantae; Streptophyta; Magnoliopsida; Malpighiales; Salicaceae
Source: the annotation of a GenBank genome assembly